AUGUCAACGAGGUUUUCUCGAGAAGACACUCUAAUCUUACUAGAAUCACUCGGAAUAUCCCUACCUCCUACCACAAAAAUCUCACUAGACGACCUAAACAAGCGUCUCAAAGACGCACUAGAUGCCGCUCAACGGUUGCACGCAGUUAUCGAAACCCUCCCUCUAAACCCGGCUGACCACCCAAUAUGGCCUGCAGACAAAGAUCUAGAGGAGGCAACGCGCAAAUUCAACUUUAAAGAAGCCAUUCAGAUGCGCUUAGCGAAUGCGGCCCCGAAAGUGUCGUCGAACAAGAAAGACACGUUUUGGGAGAUGAGGAAGGUUGUGACCAGCUUUGCGCAAGAGUCACCUACCGGUCGCGAGUUUUGUAUGAGUGAUACUUUGGGAGAACUGGUCAACUGGGGAGUUUAUGUCAAUGUAACGCAAAUCCGCUGUAUCAAAGACACGCCCGUUUAUAUCCUGGUUUAUAAAGAAGUCAUCCCGCAGAAGGGACAGACGCUCUACGAUGCCCUAGAAUCGGUUAUUGGAACAAGUAACAGACUCCUCAUCAAUGUUCAAACGACCGAUUUCGAGCGGCAGUCCAUGUUAAAGCUUUUCCGCAUGAACGCAAAACGCCUCUCACCAAAUUUCCAUGCCAUAGAUGAGAAAAAAGCUCAGAAGAUGGGUUUAAAAACAUCUUUCGUCCUCCCUCUCGGUCCACUCAAUAUGAAAGAUACUGGCAAAUUUUCAAACGUCACCGGAUGCGAAGUGUGCGGCAAAACUAAUGUCAAAUGCCAAAAACAAGACUGGCCAAACCACAAACUGACCUGCCGCUCGCUUAAAGGCGGAACAUGGCGCACACUCACAUUUGAAGUAUACGACGCCGUUUUCCUGAGUCACAGCGACCACACGUCUCAGAUAGAAACAGCUAAUGCAGGUGUCGUCCCACCAGACAUCCACAACGGCAAAGUCUUCCUCGUAAAAUUCCAAAUAUCGCUGAUGCAAUUCAAAGAUGAAGCGCACAUGCUCAUAUACGAUCGACAGAGGAGCUUUAGAGGAAUUUGGAAACGUUGCAAGGAGCGUGAUCUGUUUGACGAAGCAGAGGAUAGCAUGGGCGAUAAUUUGAGGAUGUAUCGUUGGGCUCGACGCGUCGGCGAUUACCAAUUGAGUGUGUGCCUUGAUAGACCCCCAGCCAAAGAUCCUGUCUGGUGA
Messenger RNA from Psilocybe cubensis, 1188 nucleotides. RefSeq lists its product as uncharacterized. Lineage: Eukaryota; Fungi; Basidiomycota; Agaricomycetes; Agaricales; Agrocybaceae. The record is from RefSeq and is a predicted model, not a curated record. The transcript has 3 exons. Bases 1 to 1188 code for a protein of 395 amino acids.